Myiozetetes cayanensis is the source of this 2428-nucleotide messenger RNA. It is a transcript of the gene UMAD1, whose product is annotated as UBAP1-MVB12-associated (UMA) domain containing 1. The record is from RefSeq and is a predicted model, not a curated record. The transcript has 4 exons. Bases 526 to 936 code for a protein of 136 amino acids. Lineage: Eukaryota; Metazoa; Chordata; Aves; Passeriformes; Tyrannidae.
GUGCACGGUUCCCUAUGCAAGUCUUUUGUGCCAUGUAUAUACUGAUUAAGAUGCUUUUCUUUGUGCAAGAAAGAAGGGAAGGGGAACAUUAUGUGGCAGAGCUGAACACUGUACACUAAUCCAGAUCUCAAAAGAGAAAAAAAAGGUGAUUGGAGCAACUGCAGCUCUGGCACCUGAAGUGGCUCGCUGGAAUGUGAGCCAUUACCAAAGCUAUCUGUAAGAUUUUACACAUCUAGUUGAUUUUACUUCUUGUUGUUGAAUACUUAGAAUGAAGGUAAAAUUGCAUUUUAAACUGUUCCGCAACUGCCUCUCCUUCAUACAUCAUUGGAGCAGAAACCUGACUCUUGAGCAUUACAGCACAGGUUUUUACCACUUGAGCUAUGGGACUGACAACCCUAAUUGGUAGCAGGAGAAGACUUAUUCCCUGAGGGCUGAAAAAGGAAUAUGCUGCUGGCGCCAUGUGUUGAGCCUGGGUGUGGGGGAAGGUAGCAUCUUAGAUAGAAGAAAAAAAAAACACAAGAGACUAUGUUCAGCUUCUUCCGAAAAAGUCAAGAAUCAAAGAAGGUUACAGUACCAGAGAGAGAAGCAGAUGGAUUUGUUAUUGUGGGUGACACAGUUGAUGACCAAAGUAGAGAGUCAAAGGAUAAAACUUCAUUUCCAGAGACCAGACCAACUUAUAACCAACCUCCACAGAGAUCGCAGUUGACUGUACCAAGUGCAGAGGCGGGAAAUCAAAGGAGUCAAAAUUUGGAAAGCAGCCCUUUCAUGUCAGACCUGCUGAGCGACGUACCCUUUGCCCUGGCACCACAUGUGUUAGCAGUGCAGGGCACCCAUAGUGACGUUCCUGACCGAUUGCUCACCUACGACAUCAAUGAUAAUUUAUCAAGAUUUUGGUAUGACUUUACCCUUGAAAAUUCAGUGCUUUGUGAUCCAUAAUGUUUUCUUUAUUUUCUCCGCCUCUGUUGAGGAAUAAGUCUUAAAGGGAAGAUCAAGACUUAUUUUGAUCAGCUUAAUAUUUUGGGGGCCUACCACUGGUGUAUCAAAUGGAUUAUUAUUCACAACUGUGAUAUAUUUCUUAGCUUUAAAUGAACUGUAACUUAAUAUGUCAAAUAUUCUGUUUAUCUCCAAAGAAAUCAAGCAACUGUUUCAGCCUGAGUAGGGGACUGGCUGUUGGUAUCUACUUCCAGUAGGUAGGCUGCAGACACAAACAUUUCAUAACUUUAGGAGGAAGUCUAGCAUGUCUGCACUGUUUUGUUAUUUCUCUCAGUUACACAUAGAUCUUGUUACUCGUGUUAUGAUCUCCUCUGAUUUUGUAUAGAUAGAAACCAAUAUUAACGCUAAAGCAAUGCUGCUCUGCAGUACUGGACAGGCAGCUUUUCUGUGAAACCAAGUUUUAAAACUCAGAGUUAAUUAUGAGUCCUUAAAUAAUCUUGAAGACUUAAUAGAAUUGGUUAAAUUUACCAAUUUCAAAAUGAAAAUCAGUUGCUUCCUUCCCUUUUCCAGUAGAUGGUAUUUUGUUGCCUGCCUGGAGAAGUCCUCCCCGCCUGCCUGUUGGCUGCUGUUUGUUCUCAUUACCACAUGUGUUCCUGAUUUAUAUACAGAUCAGCUUUUCCAUUUUAACCUCUUUGCCCCCUGAAGAAGGAAAUCUCAGGACACGUACUUUUAAUGGUCACACCCUUCUUUUUUUAAUUUGUGUGCCAGAGAUACAGAUGGCAAUGUUUAACAACAGGAAAACAUUACAUUGUUUCUUAUCCAACUAAAUUAAACUGCUAAGUACCUAAACAUGCGUUCUCACAGACCACUGUGUCCCUGCUUGCAAGCUUUGAGCAUGUUUUUCCCGACUAACACCAGAGCUGCUGUUCCACGAGCAACAGCUCUCUGAUGUAAUGUCACAGUUUGUGAUGAAGAAUGAUCUGUGGCACACAAAAGACUACACUUGUUUUCUCCAUUGGGGUACAAUAUUUCUAUUGUGCCAAAUGUUAGUGGAUGUUUUCUUGUAUUUUCUAUGCUCUGUGGUAGUUUAAAAUACAUAUAUUUUCAGACUUGCAUCCUCUUACAGUGUUUGAGAUAAGUUCUGUAGAUGAUGAAGAAAUUACAUUGUGAAUAUAUCUUAGAUUGUUAAAUAUUUGUGGUUUAGGGUUUUUUUAAUGUAUGUAUUUAAUAUUUUUGACAGCUAUGUUCUUAAAUGUUUUGAAGAUAUUGUUUCAGGGAGAGUAUCUGUGCUGCACUUCAAUAAAAAGAUGCUAAGUAAUAGUGAGUUAUUUUUUAUGUGUGAGAGUUACCAUGCGGUUUCACCUAUAUUGUUGACUACAGCUGUGACCAUUCAGCUUUCACGGGAACUUGAACUUGAAAACUCAGUUUGAAAAUCUUUUCAGUGUCAUUUAAAAAUUGGGGCUCUUCUAAUAAAUUACGUCACACUUUCAUCUGA